Ostrinia nubilalis (European corn borer) is the source of this 355-nucleotide messenger RNA. RefSeq lists its product as uncharacterized. The record is from RefSeq and is a predicted model, not a curated record. NCBI's taxonomy places the organism in Eukaryota, Metazoa, Arthropoda, Insecta, Lepidoptera, Crambidae. Gene Ontology annotation, molecular function: protein binding. The transcript is spliced from 3 exons. Bases 77 to 322 code for a protein of 81 amino acids.
AAAGCAGUUCAACUAUGAAAACAGAUAGUUAUUAAUCACAUUGUGAAGUGCUCAAAGGUAUUUUCCGUUAUUGAAAAUGAAGUUAUUUUACUUUGCCCUGGCCCUGGUGCUGAUCAUCACAAGCUUUAUGACGGCUGAUGCCAUCGACUGCAAUAACUGUCAACCUGGAUACAAACCCGUGUGUGCCACCAACGGCAAGACAUACCGGAACUUGUGCAAAAUGCAGUGCGCCGGCGCAAAGUGGAAGAAUAACGGCCAAUGCGGCAUAGUUCCCCGUUACCCAACAAAAGUACCUGACGACCAAGACGACGAAGAAGACUGAGCAACUACCAAUAAAUAAAACUUUUAAGGAAAA